AAACAUAGCAGAGCAACCAUUGUUGUAACAUGUAUUGACCUGAAUCAUAGCCUUCUUCUUCUUUAAUAUUUCUUUCUUCUGUUCUUUCGUAGCGUGCGUGGCAAGUAAUUUCUAUCCUGCUACAUUAAUCAGGUUAGAUCUUUCUCUUCUUUCGGCGAUUUUUCCACAUUGCAGAAAUUACAUGCUUGAAGGUCAAAACAAAAAAUAGAAGCUUCAAUAUUAGCUAAUUAAGUGUGUAUUUUAAUUUCUCAUAUUUCUUUAUACUUUGUCUAGGAAUGUAAAAUUCUUGCUAGAUGUUUUUUGCAGGGCAAGUACUCCGUAUUAUGUAAAGAUCGAAAUUAGAUUAAUUAGGAGGCUGCUGAAAUAACAAUUGAUCAUUAAGUAGUAAAUAUUAAGUCAUGUUGGAAGGGCAGCUGCAAGUGCUUAACGCGCUUGAUGUGGCCCGAACACAAUGGUACCAUUUCAAGGCCAUUGCGAUUGCUGGUAUGGGAUUCUUAACGGAUGCAUAUGACUUGUUCUGCAUCUCAAUGGUAGCGAGGCUGCUCGGACGUUUAUACUACACUGUACCUGGCGCAGACCACCCAGGGACCUUGCCUAUCAAUGUUGCAGUUGCUGUAAAUGGGGCCGCGCUUUUUGGUACAUUAUUUGGACAGCUUUUCUUUGGUUGGCUUGGUGAUCAUAUGGGAAGAAAAAAGGUGUAUGGUAUAACACUGGUUUUGAUGAUCUUUUCGUCUUUUGCUUCGGGACUUUCCUUUGGGAAAACUGCCAAGGGUGUAAUGGCUGGUCUUUGUUUUUUCCGAUUUUGGCUUGGGUUUGGUGUUGGAGGAGAAUACCCUCUUUCGGCUACUAUCAUGUCUGAGUACGCUAACAAGAAGAGCCGUGGGACAUUUAUUGCCGCGGUUUUUGCAAUGCAAGGCAUGGGUAUAUUAGCCGGUGGGAUUGUGGCCUUAAUUGUUUCCGCGGCCUUUGAAAGGAAAUAUAAACCUCCCCCUUUUAAUGUAGACCCUGUGGCGUCUAUCCCACGGGAAGCAGACUAUAUUUGGCGAAUUGUCUUGAUGUUCGGAGCCUUUCCUGCUGCCCUUACAUACUAUUGGCGUAUGCAGAUGCCUGAGACUGCUAGGUACACCACUCUUGUAGCAAAGAACCCUAGACAAGCUGCUGAAGAUAUGUCGAAAGUCCUCAAUGUUCAUCUAGACGCGGAGGAAGAGAGGGUUGAGAGGCUAGUACGAAGUGAGAGGCAUAAGUUCGGGCUAUUCUCACGUGAAUUUGCUAGUCGGUAUGGUAUCCGCCUCCUAGGAACCACCAGUACUUGGUUCUUACUCGACAUUGCAUUUUAUAGUCAAAACCUUUUUCAAAAGGAUCUUUACUUCUCCGUUGGUUGGAUCCCACCAACGGAUGAGAUGAGUGCUAUAAGGGAGGUUUACCUAAUAGCGAGAUUUUCAACCUUGAUCGCUCUUUGUGGAACUGUCCCUGGGUACUGCAUCACUGUUGCUUUCAUAGAUGUAAUUGGACGAUGGUGGAUUCAGAUGAUGGGAUUCUUUUUCAUGACAAUUUUCAUGUUCGCCAUUGCCUUUCCCUAUGACCAUUGGAACUCAAAGGACCACCGUAUUGGCUUCCUCAUUUUAUACGGUCUAACCUUCUUCUUUGCUAACUUUGGUCCGAAUGCUACCACCUUUGUUGUGCCAGCUGAGAUAUUCCCUGCUAGGCUCAGGUCCACGUGCCACGGUAUAUCAGCUGCAGCAGGGAAGGCCGGGGCUAUAAUCGGAGCCUUUGGGUUCCUCUACGCCUCCCAAGAGGAGGACCCGAGUAAGAGAAGUCAUAACUAUCCGUCUGGUAUAGGCAAGAAGAAGUCCCUCAUCAUUCUUGGUGUGAUCAACUUCAUGGGUAUGCUAUGCACUUUCUUGAUUCCUGAACCAAUGGGUAAAUCUCUUGAAGAAUUGGCUGGAGAAGUUGAUGUUGACAACGCUGAAAAUUACUACAAAGUUAUUGUUUGAUUACACCAGUAAAACUUUGUGAUCAACUAGGCUUUAUUGAAUUGCUUUGUUAUUUCUUAAUUAGCAUACACAUAUUAUACAGCUCAAAAUUAAUUUGCUUUAUUUUGGGGCCUUUUUCUCUAUAAAAAUUGAUUCAAUUUGGCGUACAUCUUAGCUUGGUUUUGUUGUUUGCGUUGUGUAUUAGCCUCACUUUGAUU
This is a messenger RNA of Chenopodium quinoa (quinoa), 2191 nucleotides long. RefSeq names its product probable inorganic phosphate transporter 1-3. Gene Ontology annotation, molecular function: phosphate transmembrane transporter activity. The coding region runs from base 399 to 1994 and encodes 531 amino acids. The transcript has a single exon. Gene Ontology annotation, cellular component: membrane. The record is from RefSeq and is a predicted model, not a curated record. Gene Ontology annotation, biological process: phosphate ion transport; transmembrane transport. NCBI's taxonomy places the organism in Eukaryota, Viridiplantae, Streptophyta, Magnoliopsida, Caryophyllales, Amaranthaceae.